AUGUUCUUGUUUGAUUGGUUCUAUGGAAUCUUAGCCUCGUUAGGGUUAUGGCAGAAGGAAGCGAAGAUCCUGUUCCUAGGACUCGACAAUGCCGGAAAAACCACGCUACUUCACAUGCUCAAAGACGAGAGAUUGGUUCAGCACCAGCCGACACAACAUCCAACGUCUGAGGAACUUAGCAUUGGCAAAAUCAAAUUCAAAGCUUUUGACUUGGGAGGCCAUCAGAUUGCUCGAAGAGUUUGGAAAGAUUACUAUGCCAAGGUUGAUGCGGUUGUCUACCUUGUGGAUGCUUACGAUAAGGAGAGAUUUACAGAGUCAAAAAGAGAGCUAGACGCUCUUCUCUCGGAUGAAGCUCUUGCAACUGUCCCGUUUCUGAUUCUUGGAAACAAGAUUGAUAUCCCUUAUGCAGCAUCAGAAGACGAGCUUAGGUAUCACUUGGGUCUCACCAACUUCACCACCGGUAAGGGAAAAGUGACGCUUGGAGACUCUGCUGUUCGCCCACUCGAGGUCUUCAUGUGCAGCAUUGUCCGUAAAAUGGGCUAUGGCGAGGGAUUCAAAUGGCUCUCUCAGUACAUCAACUAA
Messenger RNA from Arabis nemorensis, 582 nucleotides. The record is from the annotation of a GenBank genome assembly. Lineage: Eukaryota; Viridiplantae; Streptophyta; Magnoliopsida; Brassicales; Brassicaceae.